AUGGCACAAGUUAUUACACAUUCAAUCUUUAACUAUAACAAGGAUGUUUUGGAAGACAAUGAUAAAAGCAUGUGGGAGCACCCCACGGAUAGAGCAGCCGAACUCCCAUACAAAAAAAUUCGAAUAACGGCAUUUAGGUAUGAAAUUAUUGAAGUUAGUGACGGUAAUACCAACAAGAUGAGAGGUAUGGCGUUUUUUGAAAAGUUAAAAAACGGUCAUAAUAGUACACGGGUUUUCUUAGUCCCUUCCUUCUACCAUGAUCUCUACAGCGAUUGUUUAAGUCCUAUGCCAAUAGCCGGGCACUUUCUCUUUAGGGACCAGUACUUCCGCGUCGCAAAAGUUUAUUUCAUGAAGGUGGGAACUGAUGUUGUUAUUAGCCUCGAAAGUGGUGUUUUCGACACUGCCGUCGUUAAUAUGUUGGUACAAGACCUCGCUGCUGGUCAUUUAUUUCAUCCUGGUAGUGACUGGUACUUAAGGCAAUCUCUUCGCAGAUUUACUCUUUCUUUGGACACAACAAUCAAAGAGUGGGAAAACGUUUAUCAUCCACCCGCAAAAAAAUUGACUUGUCAAGACGUCCGGGAAGAGAUUUCUAAACUAAUUGAUAUCGAAGGGUUAUUGAACUUAGCCCCGAAGAUCUUGUCUGAAGACAUAACGAUCGCAGGAGGGUUUAGCGAGCAGGAAUCCGAAGAAAGAAGGAAACGUCUUCAUAGGGUGAUCAUACCGGCAAAGCAAAGAACUUACGAUGUUAAGAUUAUCCUUUUUUGUAGGAUUUACCCUGAACUGCCACGAAAGUUAUUUGCUGGGUUGGUAGGACUUAUGCAAACGUUUAUGAAAGUGCUUUCACCUGUGCUGAGCACUCUCUCCCAAUUAAACACCAUUAGUACGCCCGCCAAGAUCAUUGUCUUGCUGAUGGCUUUAACUGUAUCGAAUGUAUGGAUUACAUAUAUUCCUCCAGUAGCUCUCACUGAUGCAGUGAGUAUCACUCACGAAAUGGUAUGGCAUCCAUUGAAAAUAUUAUUAGGAUCUUUUGGGUGGUUAUUUUCUCGGUUUCAUUGA
Messenger RNA from Naumovozyma dairenensis CBS 421, 1056 nucleotides. RefSeq lists its product as uncharacterized. The record is from RefSeq and is a predicted model, not a curated record. The coding region runs from base 1 to 1056 and encodes 351 amino acids. NCBI's taxonomy places the organism in Eukaryota, Fungi, Ascomycota, Saccharomycetes, Saccharomycetales, Saccharomycetaceae. The transcript has a single exon.